CGCAACUUUGCAGGUAUUGAAGGUAUAAAUCACAACAACAAGCCUUUGAAAAAUUAAUUGAUACUCUGCGGUUUGGAUUCAACCUCAAAUACCAAUCAUACAACAAUAGUACGAGAGUGUGUGAACGCAUUGUUUAAACUUGUUUCAAGUAUCUUCAUAGUCACCGUUUAAUUCUCUCUUCGAAUAUAUUAGCAUUUUGUGAUCAAACAAGCCUUCCGAAAUUUACCCUCUUUGAUCAUCACAACCACCACAUUUUGUAUACUACUGCUACCAAUCGCUAAUACUUCCAUCAAAUCUCCACACAAUUGUAACAUAUAACUCUCCUAGGAAUACACCAUGUUUUUCGAACCAUCCCCACCAAACUUUUGCCUUCAUAGACAUCCCUCCUCCUCUUCUUCAUCUCCCAACCAAAAUACACGUACAGCUUCUGCAGAUCCAACAUUGGAAGCUACUCGUUUGAGAAAUCUCCUUGAUAGUCAACAACACCUUUGUGUGGCAUCAUCACCUCUUUCAACUCUUAGAUCCACAAGCCUCCAAUCCAAUUCAUCACCAACAAAUUUGUCAACCAGCCUACCGUCACCCAACACAACUAUCCAACAACCUCAAAUAGAUUCCGCCUUUUUCAAUCACCUAAAAGACAACCUGAAAGUCAUUAGGGACAUUUUGAUGGGAGAUGAAGAGUUUUGUAUGAAGACAUUGUCGACCAAUAUUACCCUAGACGCCUCGUCAUGCAAUUUGUUCAAAGAUUCACUCGAUGGUGUGUUGAAAUAUUUGAACAAUUCCUUUUUUCAAAACCGCUCUAAUUCCACAGCAAUUGAACAUUUAAAUAGCCUAGUGGAUGUUAAAUCAACCUUGAAAGAUAACCCUUGUAGUACAACAUCCCAAGAUCACAUCUUCCAAAACAACUUUUUCCUUUUUUAUAAGUUUUGCGUGAGAGCACUCUUUAUCCAAAGUAUCAUUGAAAAUCCAGAAUUGUAUUCCAAAUCUGGAGAUGAAUUGAGAAAUAGACUCUCUAUUGAUGAUUUGGCUGUUGCCAUUGACUUUUUUGAAAAUAGAGAUUUCUACCAUUCUAACUCUCCAAAUGCCAACUCUAAUUUUAACUUGUUUGGUUUGUGCCAUCAAAUUCCAACUCCUAAUAAUCCUCCUCAAUUGAUUAAUUCUGAUGAACCAACUCAAAAGAGAAAACUUUCUCAAUUCUUAUCUGAUAAUGAAGAAUACUCACCAUUAUUGGAGUCUGUAGAUUGUGAAGAAUCCAAGAUAAAGAGAAGAAAAUACAACAUUGCUGUACUUUCGAGCUUUAACAUUGACAAGACUACAACAGAGAUUAGAGACCUUUUCCAUCCAUGCUUGAGAUCAUUCUAUGACCAAGUUAAUGAAGGAUUAAAAGCCUAUCGGGAAGAAAUGCUCUCUGAAAAGAAUCAAUCCAAGACUUCUAUGGAUGAUGCCAUUUUGGGUACAGAACUUGUUUGUAAAUAUAGAGCAAAGGAGUCAUACUUCCAUUUCCUUGAAUCUGUCAAGAAGAAUCCAUACAAUUAUCAUGCCUACUUCCAACUUUUAGAAGUAUUUAGGUUAAUGGAUAAGAAUAUUGAAACUAUGAAAUGGUUAAGAAUUGGUAUUGUGAGAUGCGACGAAGAACUUAACUAUUUAAAUACCCUCUACGAAAUUGCCAAUAGUCCAUUGAUGAACAUGAAAAGUUCUCCAAGUGGAAUUGAACUACUUUCCACUUUUACAACCCUCAUCAAAAAGACAAAGGCUGUCAGAGAAGUAUUCUUCGGUUGCCUCCACCACUUUACUCACAAUCCAAGUCCUAACGAACACUUUUUCAGUGCCAUAGAGAAAGAUAGCCAAUGCUUUUAUGGACACUAUUUUAUUGGUAUGCUAACUGGUUUUAACAAACUUUCGUCAAGGAAUCAAAUGGCUCCAAUUCAUUUCCUCGACAAUUCUUUGAAUGCCAUCAAGGAAUCACAUGCUUUUGGGUUCAGAGGUAUUAUACCUGCUGCUGCAUAUUUUGAUUCUUGUGAUGUUGAAAUGACAUAUGGUAAUUCCAUGCUUCAACCUUUUGUAUAUUACAUGAUUGGUCUUCUUAAAUGGAGAGUCAAUGACGUUAAGGCGACCAUGCAAAACUUUAAUAAGGCUCUAGAAUGUAAUGAGAAUUUAAUUCUAAUUUACUUGAAUAGAGUAACACUCUUCCAACAAACCAAGUACUUUGACAAGGCCCUAAAAGAUAAUAAUGUUCUAAUGAAUAUUAUCUGGAAACAUUCACCUCUAAGCGAAAUUAGAUCUGAACUUUCAAUGGCCUACCUAAAUCAAGCUCUUCUCCUUCUAGAUAUGAAAGAGAAAAAUAUUAACCUGGUCGUAGAGUCAUUAGAAAAGUCUUUUGAGACUUAUCCAAUGAAUAUUUGCGCUCUUGACUGGUUGUGUGGUAUUCAAACAAACAGACAAUCACUAUCUCUAGAGAAGUACGAAAAGUAUGCUGAACAAGUCUAUGAGUACAUGGAAAGAUUAGAAAGAGACGAAAUGAUUCGAUUCUGCAAACUCCAAGCUCACAUGUACAGAUUGUUCAGCAGUGACAAACUGGCCAAGUGGCAAAAAAUGUUAAAUAAUUUCGGAAAUAUUAACUCACGAACACAUUAGUGUUAAUAAUAAACACAAAAUAUUGCACAAAGUUAAUAGUUGCAAUAUAUAAAUA
Molecule: messenger RNA, 2689 nt
Organism: Naegleria gruberi
Lineage: Eukaryota; Heterolobosea; Eutetramitea; Acrasida; Naegleriidae
Product: TPR repeat domain protein
Exons: 1
Coding region: 337-2634 (765 amino acids)
Molecular function (GO): protein binding
Source: RefSeq, a predicted model, not a curated record